CCGUAGCCGUUUCACAGAGGUUGACCGUGUUUCUCUCCUCCUGAGUAGACCUGAGCCGAGAUGUCGAUGCCGAUCGUAGCCUAGACUAGAACGAACUGCCUGUACAUACAAUGUAUGUAUAAUAUUGGACACAAAUGUGUAUUAAAGGAAUGUUCCAUAUCAUUGCAGCUACUGAAAAGUAAUGAAUAAAUUGUUUAUCUUUCUCAUAAGCAUCUUUAUUUAUAGGAAUUAUAAUUUAUGUUCUUGCAAAAUAAUAACACUAACGAUAUAAGAAACGUAUUGCAAUAUAUGUAAGUAGCAACCUCUUGAGCGUGUUACAAUGCAUCGUUUUCUAUCUACUUUACAUGCAAAAAUUCACGAUCUAGUUUCCUACAUACUUGAAAUCUUAACACAUCUUCUACACGUAUAGGAAAUCGCAAAUCAUCCUUCAGUGAGAAAGAUUCAUUAAUUAGCUGUUGUUUUUGUACAUUUACAUAUUUACUAUAUGAAUUUCUUAUUGAAUAAUAUUGAGCUCGAAUAUUCGAUAUUAAUAUGCAGCAGUAAAAUGAAUGGUGAUAUUAAGUAGUAGAACUGUUUAAUGCGUAUUAAGAUUGCCUGUCUCGUAGAUUUAUUGUAGGCAGAUAAGACAUUCACUGAUUAUUAAGUAAAUUGCCUUCCGGACGCUGCAGCGUCCCUUGAUUCGAGUUUGGCGCCAGGCCAUGUUCUAAAAGUCGAUCUUAUACAACAUACGUGAGCAUCUUCAUUCUUCAAACAAUUCGAAUUUAUUUAUAACCUCCGAAUAUUAAUUAUUGUUUACAUACAAUUAUACAUUGUUUAACUAUACUAUAAUUUGUUAUAUAUGUCCAACUGCUUUCUUAUAUUAUUUAUGACCUGAAUGGAGAACCUCGAUAAAAAAUGGCAAGUGUGUACUACGAGACGAUUUUAAUUCAUUGGGUUUCAACUUGCAUCGCUAAUGAAUGUAAUUGAGAAGAACAAGUGUAAUCAAGGUGCCAUAACUUAGUUUCUUUCCAUUUGUUAUUACUCAAGAGUAUAAUGACGCUUACACCGAAGAAUUUAACUAAGCUGCUGGACAUUGUCGAGGAGGAUAACCUAGAUACCAGUUUGGAGAGUCUCUGCAAUCAAAUGCAUCAAUCUUUUUCGAAGGAGGACCGCUUCAAAGUAGGAAUGACAUUGGUACUUUUAUUACAACACAUCGAUCUAUUGCCAAAAAAUGUUCAACGGAUAAUAGCAGUGACUUUAUUGUUUGACCUUUAUCGUGGAGAACCAUUAGCAACUACCCCGUUUGCACCUGUCUUUAUCCAAGUAUUAAAACCAACACAAGAUGACACCAAUCAAGGUAUACCCAAGACGAACUUUUCUGGACAUAUACCAGUUCUCUCCCAAUGUGAGAAAAAUUUAUUGACAAAUCUUCUGGGAUACAAUCAAAAAGAUAUCUUAAAGAAAACACCUAGACAGAUAGUGGAUGAAUUGUAUUUUGUUACUGUACCACCUGUUGAUUUAAGUAAUUUGCAAGUUCAAUUGGCAGAACGUCAUUCAGAACUACCUUCCAUAGCUAAAUGUGGUAACCCAAUUAUAUUACCAGAUAUGGAUCACUCCAAGGUGACAGAGAUAGACAAGAAUGCUACUAAGAACAUGACAGAACUUCUACUAGCCAAUGAUGCACCUUUAUGCAGUCAAAGCUAUCAACCAGAAUUUCUGAGAUUAGCACCACCUCUUUAUCGCUCUGUGGAUGAAUUGCCAUGGUUCAAUGUCACUGAGCCUUCUCAAUUUACUAUAGAAUAUGAUACCAACAUGUGUGUUUCAAACUGCGCCGGGGCAGAGGCUAGAAGAUUAAUGGGAAAGGCUUUCAAAAGCGUGUUAACAUUGCAACAACAGCAACAUCUUGUUAACGAGCUAGACAGGGAUCCAAAGCUGGUUUAUCAUAUAGGCCUAACACCAGGGAAACUGCCAGACUUAGUAGAGAACAAUCCUUUAAUAGCAAUAGAAGUUUUGCUAAAACUGAUGCAGUCUAGCCAAAUAACUGAAUACUUCAGUGUAUUGGUGAAUAUGGAGAUGUCCCUCCACUCUAUGGAAGUAGUGAACAGGCUAACGACCACUGUUGAUCUCCCAACAGAGUUUGUUCAUCUAUAUAUCAGCAAUUGUAUUUCUACUUGUGAAACUAUCAAGGAUCGUUACAUGCAGAACCGCUUAGUGCGUUUAGUCUGCGUUUUUCUACAAUCUUUAAUUAGGAACAAGAUUAUAAACGUCAAGGAGCUGUUCAUAGAAGUACAAGCAUUUUGUAUAGAAUUUAGCCGUAUCAGAGAGGCAGCAGCUUUAUUUAGAUUAUUGAAACAACUGGAAUCUGGAGAUAUUGGGGGAUUAAAUGCACCGCCCGCUAACAAUAAAUUAGAUAUGUGUUAACGUAUUUGCGAUACCGUAGCCCAGAUGGGAGAAUGUAAUAUGUUUUAAUUGGAAGUGGACUGUUAGUUUUCAUAUGUAUUUAAUUAGCGUAUUAUAUUUCUGCGUCAUGUAAUUUGGAUUAUAACAGAUAGUAGAGACAUAUAUUUUUAUUGGAUCAUGGGAUUGACAUAGAAAUUUAAGAAUCAAUGUGUGAAUAUUUACUGAUGAUAUUGAAUAUUAAAAAAAUAUUGUACAUUGUUAAUGUAAAGAAAGUGCUAAUAUUUUCAGUAAAUUAUUGUAGUUAUCAUAUAUUUGAUA
Molecule: messenger RNA, 2697 nt
Organism: Ceratina calcarata
Lineage: Eukaryota; Metazoa; Arthropoda; Insecta; Hymenoptera; Apidae
Gene: Not11
Product: CCR4-NOT transcription complex subunit 11
Exons: 1
Coding region: 1033-2400 (455 amino acids)
Cellular component (GO): CCR4-NOT complex
Source: RefSeq, a predicted model, not a curated record